Coregonus clupeaformis (lake whitefish) is the source of this 458-nucleotide messenger RNA. RefSeq names its product neuromedin-U-like. Bases 18 to 458 code for a protein of 146 amino acids. The transcript is spliced from 7 exons. Gene Ontology annotation, molecular function: neuromedin U receptor binding. The record is from RefSeq and is a predicted model, not a curated record. NCBI's taxonomy places the organism in Eukaryota, Metazoa, Chordata, Actinopteri, Salmoniformes, Salmonidae.
GCAACCAGAGAGAAGUCAUGAUGAAGACCUCUCAGUGCCAAACCAUAGUCUCUCAGAGCGGCAGCGCGAGCUACAUGAGCAGCCUCAGCACCAGCGCAAUGAACCCGCUCAGCAGCACGAGCCUCACCCUCCUUGUUCUCCUCAUCUCAGCAUUACCCGUCUGCAAAAGUGUUCCAAUACAACAGCAGAGAGCAACGAUAGACCAGGACCAGCUUCUCAACCAGCUAGAAGAUGUGUGCUCAUCCUACCUUUCUGCAGACCUGCCAUUUCAGACACCUGAUGUUUUGGGAGAACUCUGUGUGUUGAUGCUUGUACAGAAGUCUAAGGACUUGAAAGCGCGGGACAAUCCUAGUAAAAGGUCCCCUGUGAUGCACCCUCUCCUGCAGCUUGUUCCUCAACUUCAUACCAGAGGAGAAAGAGGAGAGGAGUUUGUGGUGCGCUGUGACGCCCUAUUAUGA